Messenger RNA from Lacerta agilis (Sand lizard), 1695 nucleotides. RefSeq names its product midnolin (gene MIDN). Bases 233 to 1687 code for a protein of 484 amino acids. Gene Ontology annotation, cellular component: nucleus. Lineage: Eukaryota; Metazoa; Chordata; Lepidosauria; Squamata; Lacertidae. Gene Ontology annotation, molecular function: protein binding. The transcript is spliced from 8 exons. The record is from RefSeq and is a predicted model, not a curated record.
UCGUUUUUUUUCCUCCCCUCCACCCUGCCACAUCUGCAAGAAAGGAUCUUUUCUUCUCCCGAAGGGUUUCCCCGCCACGUGAGGACCUGCCAACCCGUCUGGAGACAAAGGAUACAAUUUUCCGCUUUGGGGAGAAAUUUCCUGGAAGGGUUUUUAUUAUUAUUAUUACUGUAUUUCGUUUUCGGGAGCGAUUCGGCGAAGAAGGCGUCUCCUGGCGGAUUUUGGUAAUCGAAUGGACCACCAACCUACCCCCAGGAGCUGCAGCCGGGGGCCCCCAGCCUGCGACGCCGUUCAGAGCGAGCCGUCCAUGAAUGUGCUUGUUCACACGACCACCGGGGCCCGGUAUGAGCUGUCUGUGCCCGUGGAAGAGACGGUGGAAGGUCUGAAGCGGCGGUUGUCCCAGAGGCUGAAGGUCCCGCGGGAGAGGCUGGCGCUGCUGCACAAAGAAAGUCGACUUAAUUCGGGGAAACUUCAAGAUCUGGGGGUUGGAGACGGCAGCAAGUUGACCCUGGUGCCGACGGUGGAAACUGGCUUAAUGUCGCAAGCAUCCAGACCGGAGCAGUCCGUAAUGCAAGCGUUGGAAAGUUUAACAGAAACUCAGGUAAACGACUUCCUCUCGGGAAGGUCUCCUCUCACCCUGGCCCUCCGCGUCGGCGACCACAUGAUGUUCGUGCAGCUCCAACUCGCCGCGCAGCAGAGCGGCGGGCAGCUGCAACAUCGCCACCUCAUCGCCAGCCGCGGCGAACCCCCGGCCCCGGCGCCUCCGGCCGGCUCCGACUGCCACGCCCUCCACGGGGGCAGCAGCCACGCCCCCCACUUCGCCCGGGUCCCCGCCCCUCCCGCUUGCCAGGAAAGCCCCGCCUCCCCGCCGCAGGCCCCGCCCACGUACUGUAGCUCCGCCCACCCGACGCCCGUCACGGCCGGCAUGUUCCGCUCGCACGGGGCCCAGGCGGCGAGCAGCGGCGCGGGGAACGCCUCUUCAUGCUCGGAGGUCGAUUGCGCCACGCGGAGCAAACCUUCGCCCAGCGCCAGCCCGGUUCAGCCUUCCCGACCCCGUAAACCCGGCGCCGUGAUCGAAAGCUUCGUCAACCACGCUCCUGGUGUCUUCUCGGGGACGUUUUCUGGCACUUUGCACCCGAAUUGCCAAGACAGCAGCGGGCGGCCCCGGCGGGACAUCGGCACCAUCUUGCAAAUCCUCAACGACCUCCUGAGCGCCACGCGGCACUACCAGGGGAUGCCGCAGUCGCUGACGCAGCUGCGGUGCCAGACCCAGUGCUCACUCUCCUCGGCCUCAUCGUCGCCGUCGCCCCAAUCCCCGGAUCUCGCCAGCAACACUACCUCAGAGAAAAUCGCAGCAGCUGCUAGCCAGUCCUUACACUUGGGGGCCCCGUGCGCCAGCCAAGUGGCAGCCUCUAAGCCUUCCGGCGACCGGUUGCGGCAAACGGAGAACCGCGCUACCCGCUGCAAAGUGCAACGCCUGCAGCUGUUGAUGCAGCAGAAGCGGCUGCGCCGGAAAGCCCGUCGCGACGCCCGCGCCCCUUACCACUGGCUCCCGAACCGCAAGUCCAGCCGCACCAACAGCAACAGUAGCGUCUCCAGCGAAGGGAGCCUCGACCUGGACUUCGAAGACUCCGUGUGGAAACCGGAAGUCAAACCGGACAUGAAAUCCGAAUUCGUUGUAGCAUAAAAGGAAGA